AUGACCCUAGAUGCCUUCCGUAAAACCUCUAGAGAAGUCAUUGCUAAGAGAUUGAAGCUAAUUGAUGUCCGACAGAAGUCUGGUACGCCCUCGGAGAUCAUAGAAGCAAUGUAUAUCAAAGAUUCUUGGAAGUAUGUCUUCUCACUAUUUAAGAACAAGCGGCUUUUUGCAGAGUAUUCAGAUUACAAAAUCGACGAACCCACAAAUUAUAUCUUCAAUCAUUUCGUCGAGAUAAACCGAUCCUACCUACUUUCCUACACUAAAAGGAUAUGGCUUGCCCCAGGAACAUAUAAUCUAAACAUAGGACUUGUGGUAAAGUCGGGGAGCGGUCUUGGAACGACCAAGUUUGACUUAAAGUACUACGAUUCAAAUGGGAAUGCAAUCGUUCAAACUUUUUAUCCUCCUUCAAAUAUCAACGAAAUCCUUCCCAAGCGGCAAUUCUGCUUCCUUAAAAUUGGCGAGUUUCUGGUGAAUGACCCGACGCCUGCUGCUGGUGAACGUCAAGACAAGCAGCACAGUAAGCUCCAAAGGUUGGAGCUAACUAUGGAAGAGAUUGGCCUCUAUCUUAAGUCGGGGUUCAGAAUAUUCUUCAUCGAUAUAUCUCAACCAUCGAUGUUGUUUAAUGAUUAUGAUCUUUUAUUUUACAGCUGUCAGGAGACCAAUUAUAAGUAUUUUAUUAAUUUGCCUUUAAAAAACUUUUAUAAGGCAUUGAAUCAUGUUCAGAAUGGAGGACUGGAGAACGAUGGUAAAAUAUCAUACGGAACAGGUGAUCCGGAGGAUAUCGCUGAUCAGUAUGACAAUGAGUUCCCAGAGAAUAUCGCUUCUGACAACAUAUCACAUGAAGAGAAUUUGAUGGAAUACGCCAAUUUCUUCUUCCAUAAUACAUACAACCGAAGAUACUACAAAUUCAACACUGUUUAUCAAAGGCGGCAGUUUGUUAACCGAUUUGGGGAUUUUGAAUUAGAUGAUCGUGAAGGUGAUCCUCGCAAACGGCGAUGUUCCUACGACAGGAAAGAUAUCAAAUGGAGGAUACCCAUCAUCGGCGAGCUUUAG
This is a messenger RNA of Candidozyma haemuli, 1053 nucleotides long. RefSeq lists its product as uncharacterized. NCBI's taxonomy places the organism in Eukaryota, Fungi, Ascomycota, Pichiomycetes, Serinales, Metschnikowiaceae. The coding region runs from base 1 to 1053 and encodes 350 amino acids. The transcript has a single exon. The record is from RefSeq and is a predicted model, not a curated record.